AGCAUGUGUGAAGCAAAACCUUCUGCAAGACUGGAGCCAUCUUAGUCGGCACUCCACACCAGGUUCGGUCAUCUGACAUUCUCAGCAUCACCUUCUCUAGCAAAAAUAUUCCACUUUCAACAUCAGCCACCAACCUGGGUGUUAAAAUGGACUCUCAUCUGACCUUUGAGGCUUACAUCAAACAUCUCUCCAAGACCUCCAUUUUCCACCUCAGGAACAUUGCCAAAUUCCGUUCCACACUCACUCCUGCAGAUGCGGAAAAGCUUGUCCACACUUUUGUCUCCUCCAGGCUGGACUACUGCAAUGCGCUCCAGCGGGAUCCCUGAGAAAAGCCUUCAGAACCUGCUAGGAUCCUGUUGAGGGAAGCAAGGCCCAGUCGGAUGUUUGUGGCACUGCGCCGCACAACACCAAGAUUGCAGGAGGGGCGGAUGCUCCUGCAGGGUCGUGGCCCUGGCAGGCCAGUCUGCAGAUGAACGGAUUUCAUUUCUGUGGAGGCUCCCUGAUCAACAACCAGUGGGUCUUGACUGCUGCUAGCUGUUUUGAGAGCGCCACACCCGGUCUCACCGUUAACCUCGGCCUUGACACCCUAGACUUGUCGAAUACAAAUGCGAUGUCCCGGACUGUGUCCCAGUUCAUCCAGCAUCCCAACUAUAAUACCAACACAAACGAUAACGACAUAGCCUUGCUGAAGCUGUCCUCACCUGUUACCUUCACCGACUACAUCAGACCCGUGUGUCUGGCGAUGGAUGGCAGCGUCUUUAACAACGGGACGACCUGCUGGGUCACCGGAUGGGGGAACAUCCAAACUUGGACUCCACUUCCUUUCCCAGAGAGGCUGCAGGAGGUGAGUCUUCGAUUCGUGUCCAACAGUGAUUGUAACGUUACCUACGGUGGUAAAAUCACAAACAACAUGAUCUGUGCUGGUGUGACCCAGGGAGGAAAGGGCAUCUGCUAUGGGGAUUCAGGCGGCCCGCUGGUGACUAAAAACGGCUCUGUCUGGGUCCAGGCUGGAGUGGUGAGUUUUGGAUCAGAUCAAGGCUGUGCCCUGCCUAAUGUCCCAGGAGUCUACACCCGAGUGUCCCAGUAUCAGUCCUGGAUCAACAGCCAGAUCAGCACCAACCAGCCGGGCUCUGGGACCACUCGCAGCCAGAUCAGCACCAACCAGCCGGGCUCUGGAGCCGCUCACCUGGUUCCCCUCUCGGUUCCUCUGCUGCUGUCCAUCGUACCUGUUCUCUUCUCCUUCUCUGUCCUUUAGUGAUGAUUUAAUUCACCCUGCUAGAGUGAAAAUCCCUUUCUCUCUCUGUCUCAUGGUCGCACAUUUUUAGCGUUUUGAGAUUCAUUUACUUUACAAUAAGCUAAAAUUCCACCUGUUUCCAGUUAUUCUUGUAUUGAAAGAGUUUGGCAGAAAAGAGUCGACAGAGGAGAAGAUAGAGAUCAGAAACUGGUGUACUGACAUUUGAUACAACUAAUGAAUGUUUUCAUGACCGUUAACAAUCUGCUGAUUAUUUUUUCCAUUAAUUUAUUCAUCAUUUUGUCUGUUUGUUUAAAAUGGCAGAAAAUAGAGAAAAAUGUCCUUUUAAAACGUCCACAGCCCGAUGUAGUCAAAAAGAUUUGGACCAACAGUCUAAAACCCAAAAAUAUUCAGUUCAUCAUCAUGUAAAUCCUCAUCAGUGAAGCUGGAACCAGACAACUCUUUCAACAACUCAAUUUCUGUUUAAAAAUUACUAAAAUGAACAUUUAUUGAUUCAUUUUUCAUUGAUAAAUGCAUCUAUGACCAAUCAUGGUCGAGGGGCAAGCAUCCGAAUUGUAAUACCACCACCAAAACUAACGACGUAGCCUUGUUGCAGCUGUCUCCUCUUUUGUCCUUUCACAGGAAGUUUAAUUGGUUUUGUUUAAGUAUUACCAGAAGUUGUGUGGUUCUAAUUUUGAUUGGACUAUUUUCUGCAUUAAUUGAUUACUCAUUUUGUGUUUAAAAUGGCAUAAAAUAGAGAAAUAUGUCAUUUAUAACUUCACAAGGCCCGAUGUACUCAAAGAUUUGGACCAACCAAGAACUUUAAACUUGUUGGUAUCGACCAUCUUCAACAUCAUGAAAUUAAAUAAAUAACAUUUAUGAAACCUGGA
Molecule: messenger RNA, 2121 nt
Organism: Micropterus salmoides (largemouth bass)
Lineage: Eukaryota; Metazoa; Chordata; Actinopteri; Centrarchiformes; Centrarchidae
Product: trypsin-like
Exons: 7
Coding region: 470-1255 (261 amino acids)
Biological process (GO): proteolysis
Molecular function (GO): serine-type endopeptidase activity
Source: RefSeq, a predicted model, not a curated record